Messenger RNA from Opisthorchis viverrini, 364 nucleotides. RefSeq lists its product as hypothetical. The coding region runs from base 1 to 255 and encodes 84 amino acids. The transcript is spliced from 4 exons. Lineage: Eukaryota; Metazoa; Platyhelminthes; Trematoda; Opisthorchiida; Opisthorchiidae. The record is from RefSeq and is a predicted model, not a curated record.
AUGACCAAAUAUCGACUGACCCGUGAUUCAACCUUGGCGAUAAAAAAUUCAAUUUAUUUCCUUAGCUUCAUCAUUUAUUCCGGUGCUGCCAUUUCAAGACACCACAUUCAAAACAAAGAACAUGGAUUCAAGGUUUUGGGUUCUACUGCGUUCACUUCUGUUGACGUUGCUUAUAUUGGCCUUGACCGGACUUCAUGUAACCUCGGCAAUCUACACCUUCCCAUACUAUGCCUCAAGCCGAUUUCCAGAAAAUGAGUGGUUUAUGAAAGAAUCUGAGGGACCAGAAGAUUACUGGACCGAUCCCGCUGAACUGCCGUGAAUUUUGAACCACUGACUGACAGUGAAAACACAACCUCGAUUUCUG